This is a messenger RNA of Rhodofomes roseus, 939 nucleotides long. RefSeq lists its product as uncharacterized. The coding region runs from base 1 to 939 and encodes 312 amino acids. The transcript has 5 exons. NCBI's taxonomy places the organism in Eukaryota, Fungi, Basidiomycota, Agaricomycetes, Polyporales, Fomitopsidaceae. The record is from RefSeq and is a predicted model, not a curated record.
AUGCCACCAGCCAACACAUCGCAAGGAGGCCGGGGUGGUCAAGGCACGGCGAGAAACCCCCUUGCGCCCUCUUCCACCUCGACGGCCGGCAUCGAUGGGCAGGCAGCCGCAGGUCUCAAUACCACGGACCAGGCCAUCGAAGACUUGCUGGACACCAUGAACCAGACGCUCAAGACGUUGGGCAGUACAUUCGAGUCGCUGGGCAAACAGACUGUUACCGUUGCGUCGCUGUCUCCGAGGAUCGAGGCUGCUCAUGAGAUUCAUCGCACAGGCGAGCAGCUUCAAAUGCGUCAGACGGCACAAGACAAACGUCUGAAGGACAUGAGCGAGGUUCUGAAAGCGAAUGUCAAGGAGCAGCGCAAGCAGUGGCUCGACGCCAAGGUGAACGAACUUGUUGCCCAGAUAGUGAGCAAGAAAGUCGCGCACAGAGUGGAUCUUGAGCUAAACGUCCAGAUCCCAAGUGCCCUGAAGGACGAGGUCAACGAGUACAAGAGGCGCAUCGCGCAAGUCAAGGUCAAGCUUCACAACUCCGAAGCGAAGCGCAAGAACUCGCUCAUUCCACCGUAUGCGCCAUCGGGGGACGAGCCACUAGAUUACCUGCUGCCGCCACUGAGCGAGAGUCAGAUAGACAUGCCGCCGCGUCCCGCUCUGUUCCCUCCGAACCUCCGCGCGCUCUUGCAGCUCAACUCUCAGCAACUAUCGUCCCUUCUCCAGCUGUACGGGAUCGAGGAGGUCACGGAGGUCACGGCGGCCAGCCCGCUGUCACCCGGCGGAGCGGCGCGCGAGCAGAACUUGAACCAGUUCAUGUCCUUCAUUGGAGUUGGCCUGUUGGCCCUCCCUCCGCCCGCGGUUGCAGAGGGUGCCGAGGGCAACUUCCUCAUGAGCCCGGUAGUCACCAGGCGUCAUGGAUGGCGGCCGUUCGAGGGCACUCGCGUCUGA